GUUUGUUUACAUUUUUUGUUCUCAGUUCGUUCUGUACCCAGCAAAUACUUAUGCUCCUGAGUAGAUAGUUUGGAAUAUCGAUUCACUGUGUUUGGUUGAGAAAGUAUAUCACGGUAGUGUUUCUUAAAUGCAUCGUAAGCAAAGCAUAUCCAGUAGGUAUUCAAUUUCCACACAAAAAAGCCCAGUAGCGUUUCGCCGUAGAGCAAAGCCUGCUUUACCUCGUCUGGGAAAGUCGCAUGAAGGGUUUAAUGUCGAUUCCGGGUUUGAGACGUCUGAGUUUGAUUUGGUUGAUUUUGCCGAAGAUGUGUUCAAUUGUCAGGAUCCGCAGCCUCCGAAAUUGAUACAAGAAGCAGCUGCUCUUUUCGGGUUAGUGGCUGGUACAGCAAAUCGUCGACGCUCUGCCAGCGACAAUCAUGUUAAAGUAUUGGAAAAUCCGAAACAAAGUGUGCACCCUUUACAUUCCGGAAAAUAUCACAGGCGCAGAAACCGAAGUCGAGUCUCGUUCGAUUUCGAUCUGUCCCAUGACCUAGUGGGACAAUUGCAGUCGAGUGAAGACCAUUGCCGAAAGCAGUCGCGCUGCCAAAAAGCAACUGAUUCUAAGGAACAACAACAUCAGGCGCAGCUUCCAGCAGUGUGCAGCAUCCAGCCUAGCGUGAUAAAAUCACCUGCCGCUAAAACAAAUGCAACAUCACCAAGGAUUAUGAAUUGGAAUAAAACUGAUGCUGUUAAAGCUUUACUUGUAGAGACAAAAGCUAUUGAAUUGCUUAAAUCACCUCGAGCAUUAAUACUGCGUUUUCCGGAUCCCGAACUUAAUAAGGAGAUAGUUCAAAGCUAUUCGUCUAGCAUCGAGAAUGUUGUUUUUCAUAGACCUUCGGCUCCACGCUACUGCAUGGUGCAUUUAAAACCGGAUGCUGACGUUGAAAGGGUUAUUCAACAGCUUUCACAGAUAACUUUUGGUGUUGGAAAAAUAUCUGUUGAAAGGAAGACAAAAUACGUUCAGCGAAGGCCAACGGUGAAACCAAAUGAUAUUGAUCCGCUGACUUUGUUUAUCGGGAACUUACCAAAUGCAGUCACGGUGUAUACUGUGAAGCAAAUGUUUCCCACGGCACGCCGGAUUGACAUUGGCCAUGCGCAACGAUUGAAACACACUCGGUAUGCAUUCAUCCGUUUUCAUAACGUCGAUGAUGCGAUUGCCGCAUUCGAAAGCAAUAUAAACAAAAUAAUCGAUGGCAAAAAUAUUAUCAUACGUUUUCGUCGCUGCAAUGCUCCGAUCGCAAUGCCUGAAGACACAAACACGCCUAAGACACCCAAGCGCCAGAAAGGUAGUGGUCAACUGUUUGUUUCUAUUGAACAAAAACCACGUUGUGAUCGAAAUAACCAUCAGAGAUCGGAUAUUCACCAUUCAGAUACAUUAAAUACUAUUAAAACCGAAAUUUUGGACGAGGAUUGUGCCAAAUUUGACUUUGUAAUGAAAUCACGAAUUAAGAUUGAACAACAAGAACGAUUGGACACCAAUGUAGCUCAUUAUGACGAAGAAGAUGACGAUGAUAUCGAAGAUUAGAACCAUAUUUCCAACCGGAGAAACAGGAAAUAGACGCUAGGGGGCCAAAUAUAGCGAAAACGGAGAGCAGUGAAUUGGUUUGCAGUGGAUUUGUUUCUCAAUUUUCGGUCGUAUCGCGAGCAAAUCGAGCGGAACCGUUGUGUUGGUGAAAGAGCAGCUUUAUCUUUGUUUGCGGAUUCCACGAUUAUUUUGGAUAUUUUUCGACGUGACUGCUUUAUUCGAUCUUCUUAGACGCGAUGCAUCAGUUGUAGGGAUACGGUUACGGCGAAAUUGAUACACAGCUUAGAGAUUCACCAGUAGUUCGUGGGGAACAUACACGCCGCAGUUUUGCAUUGCUUGGUCUUUUGCAAAUAUGAGAUCUAGCAUCAGCGCUGCAAACUUUCACUGUCAUGAAAGGAUUUUCAGUUGAAAUUGAAAUCUUUGAAUUUCAAUUUUCAACGAACGAGCUGAGAAUGAAAGAGGCUUUCAGCUCCAAUCAGUUGACAGUGAUAGCAGCAUUUUUGUGAUUUCGCACACGCUGUGUUGCUUUAGCGAUGUUUAUGCGGUUAAGAAUGUAGAUGUUUAUAUAGUUCAUCGACUUCAUGCAAUGAAUUGGCUCAAAUCAAAUAAUUUCGAUAUUGAAUCAGACAUCUCAUUUCUUUCAAUGACCCGACUAUCAUUGGAAAUUGACGCCACUGAUGCUGAAGGUCGUUUCAACUUGAGACAGUGAAAAUGCGGUUUUUGUCAUCUUCGUUUACAGUGUCAAAAAUUUGCAACACUAUCUAGCAUGCGCUUAUCAUUAAUAAAAUUGCGCUGAUUUGUGUCAACCCAUACAGAGUAAAACGAGUACGAAAAAAACCUAAAUUAAUCCACCUAGCGGUCCGACCCAGCCUUUCUCAUUCAAUAUUUUAUUUGUAAAAAUAGAUUUACAUGACCGCUUCAAUCUAAUAAAUGUAUAUUCACUCUUUAGGUUCUAAAAUAUUGAUGUUGUAAUCUUUACAUAUAAAAAUGCAGUCAAGUCUGUCUGUCUGUCUGAUCCAUAUAGGCCCGAAAACUACCUACUACGAUCGACGUGAAAAUUUGUAUGUAGGGGUUUUUGGUGCCGAUAAAGGUUCCUAUGAUAGUUUGAGACCCCUCCCUCUUCUGGAAGGGAGGAGUCCCAUACAAAUGAAACAUAAAUUUCUGCACAACUCAAGAACAAACCAAGCAAAUGAAACCGAAUUUGGCAUGUGAAUGUUUUAAAAGGUAACUGAUAUGUCCAUAAUAGUUGGAUGAAACACAAAUUUGUGAACAUCUCGAGAACUAAUCAACCAAAUGGAACAAAAUUUGGCAGGUAAAUGUUUUUAGUGGUAACAAAUAUAUACAUAAUGGUUUGACACCCGACUCCCUCUUCUAUAAGGGAGGGAUCCCAUGAAAAUGAAACACAAAUUUCGCACAGCUCAAAAACCAAUCAAGAAAAUACAACCAAAUUUGGUAUGUGCAUGUUUUUAGAGGUUACAAAUAUGUCCAUAAUGGUUUGACGCUCCUCCCUCUUCUGGAAGUACAUGUUUCUUCACAAAUUUCUGCACAUCUCGCGAACUAAUCAACUAAAUGGAACCAUAUUGGCAGGUGAAUGUUUUUAGUGGUAACAGAUAUGUUCCAUAAUAGACCUCAGACAACAUUUUGGAUUGUAAGAUGGCAACUUCCGGUUUCUGGAAAACAGCCAAAAAUGGCAUAUUUCCACCCAAUAUAAUAAUAUCCCGAUCUAGAAAAAUACACAGGAGCUAAAAUCGACCACAGAUAGCAUUUUAAAUUCUAAGAUGGCGACUUCCGGUUUCUGAAAACAGCAGAAAAUGACCAAAUACCACCCAAUAUGAGUUUUUCUAUAACCAGUAUGCCGUUCAAAAUCCAGAAAUUGUCUCCAAAUGCCAUUAUGAAAUCCAAAAUGGCGCCUUCCGUUGUCGGAAAAACAGCGGCAAAUGACCAAAUACCACCCAAUAUGGGUAUUUCCGGAACCGUAAUGAUGCACUGGAGCCACAAAUCGACUUCAGACAAUAUUUUGAAUUGUAAGAUAGCAACUUCCGGUUUCUGGAAAACAGCUUGAAAUGGACGAUUCCCAUUAAAUAUUAGUAUUUCUGGAACCAAAAAGAUGCACAGAAGCUAAAUAUUGAUCACAGACACAAUCUUGAAUUUUAAGAUGGUGACUUCCGGUGUCUGGCAAACAGCCGGAAAUGACCAAAUACCAUUCAUUAUGAAUGUUUUCGGAACCAGAAUUAUGCCCAGAUGACAGAAAUUGAUUUCACAGGCAAUUUUAAAGUCCAAAAUGACGACUUUCGGCUUCUGAAAAACAGUCCAAAGUGACAAAAUAUCACCCAAUAUGAGUUUUUCUUUAACCAGUAUCCUAAAUACAAUUUUGAAAUCCAAGAUGGCGACUACCGGUUUGUGAAAAACAGCCUAAAAUAAACAAAUACUAUCCAAUAUGAGUAUCUCUGGAACCAGAAUGAUGCAAGGAGCUAACAAUUGACCUCAGGCACCAUUUUGAAUUGCUAAAUGGCAACUUAUAGGCAACAGUCGGGAAUGACCGAAUAACUCUAUAUGGAUAUUUCCGUAAACGUGAUGAUGCAUAGAAACCAAACAUUGACCCUGGACACCAUUUUGAAUUUAAAGACGACCACUUUUAGUUUCUGGAAAAUAACCAAAAAUACCUCCCAAUAUGGGUAUUUCCGGUGUCAGACUGAUGCCAGAAAGUCUGCUGAUAAUGACAGAAUACCACCCAAUAUUAAUAUAUUCAGAAUUAAGGCGAUGUACAGAAGCCAAAAGUUGAGGAUAUUGUCAUUUCGAUUAAACCAAUCAUUUCAAACGAUUUGUCUUUUGACUUUGAUCAUAUCCUAUGACCGAUUCGUCGUGCAUUUGCAGACUUUAAACACAUUGCAAGGAAUCAAUGAAUUUGGAACGUUCAAAUAGUACGAUACCACAUUUAAAUUAUGUUGAGGCCACAUAUAUCGAUCAAAGCAGGUAUAAUUUCAAAUAGCCUUUGAAUUUCUCUUCUUUCCAUAACUUUUGAGCCACAUAUCAAAUUGUUAUGAAGUUUGUUAUUUGUAAGUUUGAGAGAUGACUCGUUCGUGUGACACUAGUUAUGUUCAAAUAAGUCAUGUAAUCUUUGAGAUAAUAGACUUUCGUUGUUUUAUUAACAAUUUAAUACAUAACGGCUGCUUAAGUUCGAUUAUAAUCAAAUGAAAUGGGAACGUGUAGGGCAGCCAAACUUUGAAACCACGUGUUCAACCAUAAUUCAUCAGUUAACCCUUAACUAGCCCGCUCAUCUGAUAAUAAUAAUCAAAUCGGUUGUGUAGUUUCUGAGAUAAUGAAGUUUCGUGAUUUUCACUAGUCGGUACAUUGUAACGCGGACGAUCGUCACGCGUUCGGUGAUUCUCGUUCUGAAGGAACUCAAACGGUUGACUUCAAUGCGCCAUCCCCGGAGGGGAUCAACCGUCGUGUUGUAUUUGCCCGGCAAGAGAUCUCCUUUCAGGGCGGAUUCAGUAAAAGAACCCGAGCUGUGAAUCGCGGAAGGUAUGGCCAACAAUAACCAACUUAAACGGCUAUCUGAAAACUCAACGCCAGUGGCAAAAACGCAGAAGAGGUCUUCGAAACAACCCGUCGCUCGGCCAGUUAGCAAAAAUCCACCACCCACUACUUUAUCAUCACGGGAAACAGACUCCAAUCAAACUAACCGUUUCGGUCGGUAAGGUGGGUGGAGGGGAUUGAGAUUCCCAAGCAAUCCUUACUUGGAGCAAAAAAGAAGAAAACGAACGAACCGCAACUGGACAAGCGACGUGAAGUUUCUAACAGACCGAACCAAUCAAUAGGGGUAGCUUCUCAUAUUCGCCAAAAUGAUCUCAACUGAUUUGUGGGUUUACAUUAUCGGUAACGUCGGUACAUAGUGCACUGGUUUAUUUGUAGCUAAAUUACACGCAUCUUUAUCUUCGGCCUUUGCCGACCUCUCCUCCAAUCUACAUACUGUCUCAUCUCUCACUUCUUUCCCCCUCUCUCUAUCUACUGACCUAUCGUGUGCGGUUUUAGUUCUAUCGAUUUCUAAUCGGGCCUCUUCGAACGGGUUAUUUCCUUAUAUCAUCUUCUAUUACACUUUACAUGCGCAUGUUAUUAAAAAGGGUUUGAGUACUCACUGACCGUAGAUUUUUGUAGUGCUCGGGAGCAUACCUCGAUGAAACAAUGGUGGCGGUGCGACGAAACGAUGGCGUCGCUGGUGGUUGCGAUGACGCCGACGAGGGACGUGGUAAAUUUCGUUCCUGUCGAUAUGUUGAAAACGCUUGAAGAAUCGACGGCGUUCGGACUGAACCGUGGAUGACCGUUAGCCAAUUCUAAGCCGUGGCGGGCAAAGCGAUCCUGGUUUCGCUAGAAGUGGUUGACAAAGCAGCACGUUCCACGUGCAUCGAUAGAACCGUUUCCUAUGGUUCACUUAACGGUGGUGGGAAUUGUUCGCUAAUAGACAAAAAUCCGUUUGAACGGCUUCUAUUCUCAGGCCUUUCACGCACACGAUACCGCACAAAUUAUCCUAGGCACUAAAUUCUGUCUCCUAAUUAUUUUAUAUCACUCGACAACGCGCGGAUCCAACACUCCACUUACAUUCGCGAACCAGGUUAAAUAAAGCUCGACGCUGCGAGAAUCCCUCAGUUAAAUAGUGAGCAAUCUUCGGGAAAUUUGAACCGGAAGUACGUUAUCUAGCCGAAACAGGACAACGACCUUUCCAAACGACAGGUUCUCCCAAAAUCCAAUUCGUUGUUAAUCCGGACUGGCAUCUCUUUUUCGUUCAAGCCGUUUAAAUUAAGCCAUCUCAGAUUCUGCCGACUACUAAGAAUUCCCCUACUAAGAGAGAUCUUGCCCGACGGAGAGAAUACCGUGGAAAGACGGAAUAAAGAUUAACCGAGUGUCCUCUGGUUAAGUGUUCACGCAGCAGGGACUUUCAUAGAAGCUAUGCGAACCGCAGCAGAGAGCCGCAUAAGCUUUGUACGUUCGCUCGAAAAGGUGCGUGUCUGAGAUAUUUGCAUACUUGCGUCUUGUGCCAUUCUUAUCUAGAUAUUCGAUUUGAAGUUGGUGUAAUAAUUAUCACCACAAUAGUGAACCAGAAUACAACGAAGAUUUUGGUGAACAAUACGGAUAACAAUCAUACUAUAAUAAUAAUUCCUAACAUUGAAAUAACUCUAAUCAUGCAUUUGUACAAUAUCUAUAUAAGUCAAAAUGUGACCAUGUUACAACAUUACAAAUGAAGUUACAGUUCGAUAACAGUAAAAUUCAAUAGGGUCUUCUGAGGCAGCUAGACCAUUCAUUUGACACUAAUUUUGUGCAAAUCGGGUCGGCCAUUUCUGAGAUAAGUGAGUGAGUCCAAGUAGUCUUCGGAAUAUGUUCCUUUGCAUAGCUGGAUUUCACAUUUUUAAACAUAACAGGCAAAGUAAUAGUCCGAUUGCAAAACAAAUCAAUAGGGUCUUAUGGGGCAAUUAGACCUUCCAUUUGACACUGAUUUUAUGAAAAUCGGUUCAGCCAUCUCUGAGAAACAUGAGUGAGAUUAAACAGUCUUCAGAACACGUUUCUUUUCAUAACUUUUGAACCACAAGUUCAAUCUAUAUGAAAUUCAAAACUUAAGGGUGUUCUAGGUAGCCCGUUCUUUUGAAACCAAUUUUGUUCAAAUCGGUUGUGUAGUUUCUGAGAUAUUGAUGUUUCAUGAUUUUCACAUUUUUAAACAUAACCUCUAAACUGAAAAUCCGAUUACAAUAAAAUUCAAUAGGGUCUUAUGGGGCAACUAGACCUUUCAUUUGCAAUUAAUUUCAUGAAAAUCGGUCCAGCCAUCUCUGAGAAAAGUGAGUGAGAAUAAAAAUCUGCACAUACACACACACACAAACACACAUACACACACACACAUACAGAAAAUGCUCAGCUCGUCGAGCUGAGUCGAGUGAUAUAUGCCAUUCGGCCCUUUGGAGCACUUUUAUACUUUCGGUUUUGCAAGUGAUUGCUAUACCUUUCUAUGAGAAAGGCAAAAACAGCAGCAGGUAGCCCCACAAUUUAAAAUAAACCAUCGUUAAAUCAGACUGAUCGUAGGUACUCCAUGAACUAAUUUUUUUGCCCUAUGACCUACAUUUUAAGUUAUAAAGUAGGCAAUUUAUGUGAUUUUUUCGAGGAUGCUAAUAAUGAACAUGGGCUGAGGAUGUGAUAUGGACUUAUAAAAAAUUUCCCUUGUCCAGACGGGACACAAACCCGCAAUGUCCGAUGUCUCCGGUAUGGUGUUUUGACCAAUCAAACUACUGGGAGAGGUAGUUUCUUCAAGACCAAUAUCCAUCACCCUUCUCUAUUGCUCUAUGCUCCACACACGCCUCGAUCAACCACACAGACUGCCUUUUGGAAGUUAUUUUUGUACCUGAACGAUUGUCUGCUCUCACACUUGUAUAGCGACUUACUAUAUCUGUUGGGAAGGGAAGACUAGGUGAUUCAGGCUCCUGCAGACCUUCUACAGAAACGCAUCUAACGGAAGAGCUUCGUUAAGCUGGGAUUACUUCAUGAACUAAAUACAUUUUUAGUUCUAUUACUUACAUUUUAAGUUAUAAAGUAGGCAAUGAUUAUGUAAAUUUUUUCAAGUCUAUAUCACAUCAUUUCAUUAUUGGCAUCUUCGAAAAAUCACAUGCAUUGCCUACUUUAUAACUUAAAAUGAUCGUAGGUAGUUACCGAAAAAUAAUUUUCGUUCAGAAAAAUCAAUACGGCACCAAAACGGCUAUCAGGAUACCGUCGUCGUGCAUAUUUUGACUAUUCAAUUGAGAUCAGAGAUGCCAGAUGUUUUUGAAAAAUGUCUGCAACUGCUCGAAAAACUGGAAAAAUCUGCUUGAAAUUUUAAAAAAAUCUAUCCGUGAUUCUAAAAAAUUUCGCUCACGCAGGUAAAAUUCUGCGAAAAUCUGCACACAUUUUGAGAAAGUCUGCGCAAAUAUAAGGAAACUCUAACUAAAAUCUGCGGAAACAAUUGAACAUCUGCAAAUAUCUGCGAAUCAAUAAAAAUCUGCAAACGGACUCUAAAAAUCUGCGUUUUGCAGACAAAUCUGCACAUCUGGUUUCGCUUACUGAGAUUGAUCCUUCCAGAACACAGAGUAGCGAUUUACAAAAAAGUGUGUUGAGAGGAAACGAUCGUCGAGCUUUGUUUCAGUAAGAUUAAAAUUACUCUUAGAAACUGCUAAGAAGAAUGCACUAAUUUUGUUGUGCAAGCCACGCACAGUUGUAGUAAAUGCGCAUCACUGUAACGUUAGUGGUCUAAACUCGAAAAAUCGUGAUCGUUUUAGAUUUGACUGUGAAAUCUAGAUAAACAUUUCAAAAGGUCCUAUCUGCUUUCAUAACUUUUUCGGAGCCUCUUUUCAUUUUGGUAAUGGUUCAGCUUUAGUAACUCUUCCAAGUGUGAUUUUCAUUCAGAAAGCUAGAGUGAUCCUCCGCUAUCAACUUGUGCAACUAACGUGUCGUAAAAGGUGUUUAAUAAGUUGUGGUGAUUGAAUGAAAGUGAUCGAUCAAAAAAUCGAUCAAAGCAGAUAGGAUCUUCUGAAAUGUUUCUCUAGAAAUAUUGAUUUUAUGUACCCAGUGUCUUCAGCAAGUUUAUUCCAUAUAACAAGGCCUUGCUUUUGGCGUUUUCGGUUUUUUCAGCAAAAAACUAGAAAUAUCUUUACAACAAAUAAAAAUAUCAAACCAAUAUAUUCUACAAAAAUGCGAGGCUUAGCAGAAUUAACAAAAUCUUAGAACAUCUUGAAUUGUUUCGCCAAUACCCGAAAUGUUAUGGACAAAAAACUAAUUUUGAGGAGUGUUCCUCAUUAAACUCUAUUUCGUCAUAUCAGACGUACAGAUAGAAGAUUACAGUGUUCAGCAAUUCUUUUUCCUAUAGAUUUUCCUACAACUUUGCUGAAGAAAGCAAUCUGGUAUUUUGAAAAUUAUAAAAAAUAGUUUUUAUAUCUAACUACCCCCUACCCCCUAAAAUCGAAAACUCCAAAAGAAAGGCCUUGUUAUAUGGAAUAAACUUGCUGAAGACACUGGGUACAUAAAAUUAAUAUUUUACAGUCAAAACUAAAAAGAUCACGAUUUUUCGAGUUAAGACCACUGUGCCCAGGCAGGAGAGCAUAAGAAAAUAAUAACUCAUCAAUAACAUAUUUAGCUAUGAGGACUUAUCGUGUUAUUCGAAGGAUAUUCACGUUUCAAACAUGCAUAUGAAAACAUCAUAAAACUUUGAUAUCAUAUCUCGCUAUGCCUUCAAUAAGAUACUUGAGUUGAUUUUAAAAUAUCUUAUUUAAAGUAAGUUUUUAUGUGAAAUUUGUUCGUUAUUGAUUAUUUAUAAUAUAUUUAGUUAUGCAUUCAGUGUUCAAUAAGUUGAAAACAUUUGAAUCGGUCAUUUUCGUGAAUUUUAAUGCAACUUAUUGGUUUGUUAUUGAAAUAUCAAGCUUUGUUAUUAAUAUAGUCAUGGAGGAACAAUAUUUUUGUAUUAUUUUUUGUUAUUUUACCAACUAUGUAAACCAUAUUAAGAUCAAAAUGAGGUGUACUUCCAAUAUCUGGUUGUGAUAUUAUAAUGAUAUUUUUUCCUGCUCGGGGAGGUACCGAAAGGUCAGAUGAUGAUGUUAUACCAGAGUUGCCAAUAAAAUUUUCGAUUUAUCUGGAAAAAGGCUGAAAAAAAAACUGGAAAAAACUGGAUUCCAAAUAAAUUCAAAAUAAGCAAAAAAAAUGAUUGUGAGAGUGCUUUUCUGUUAUGGGGACUGAAUCCAGUGACAGUUUUUUAUACAGAUAACUCUUCGCAAAAAAUGCUCAUUUUAAUCAGAACUGUUUCGUUUCGGGCUUACAUUUUGUUAAAAUUAUGGGCUGAAAACUUUCUUCUAACAGCAGCAAAAUUUAAAAUUACGCAAUCAAUCUAUCUCAAAAUUAGAAAAAUAGAGCAACAUUUUCUUUCGUUACAUUAGUGAAGUUUAAAUUUCAAUUAUUUCUGACUUCGCUAUCUUUUGGUAUCUAAUUCUUCUAACAAUUUUUAACUGCUACGCAACAGAAAAUAAAUGGAAUUUUUUUUUUCAUGGUCUGGUAAAGUCUAUUUGUUUGGUUUUAUCUCAACCAUGUCAUGCAGUCUUUAAUUUGACCGUGUUUCGUGCGAGAAUACUGAAAAUGCUGUUAAGAAUUGUCAAAAUAAUUUAUCAAUCUACAAAAUUACCGUUAUAAAAAUAUUUCCGAAAAUCAAUCGGAGCUUCAGUGAAUAAAAAACAGGAUAAAACUGGCAAAUAUCUGAGAAAACUGGAAGAUUUUGGGAAUAAACUGUUUGACUGGAUCAUUUGAAAAAAAACUGGAGGAGUCCAGUUUAAACUGGAACAUUGACAACCCUGGUUAUACAUAUCAGAUGAUGUAGGCUAAAGACCCCGUCAACAUUUUAGAACAUUUGUGUCCUUUUCACUGAAAUUGCUUUAGGCCAUGGGUUUCCAAAUCAUGCUCCGUAGAACACUUGAUGCUCUACGAAGCAGUUGCAAGUGCUCCGCGACGUUUCUGAUAAAAAUAAAAACCAGCCGCAAAAAAAAAAAACAGAUUCGGCCAGUUUUUCUCGUCUUUGACUCGGCAGAAACUUUUUUUUUAGCACCUUCGCCAUUAGGGUAUUGUCAUGUGUGUAUCCGGAUAUCUCUUCGUGCAAAAUAUGUAAAACCGUUAUCUAUACAACCUUUCUGUUGGCCGCGGAGAAAUUCACCAACCUGUGGCCAUCCUCACUACUGGUAGCAAAGAAUCUGUGUAUACCAAUUAUUGGACGGCAAAACUAUUCCUGUCUAACCUGUGCACCACCAGGACUCAAGGUGAAGAUCUUUAUAUCAUGUUUUGGGCACUCUUAAUAUGUUUUUUUCGAGAACUUCAUAGAACUCCUCCUUCACGUCAUCAGGUUUGCCGUUUUUCGGUGUAAGCUGCUCUUGAUGCUCAACACACGGUUCACGAAACGGUCACUAACCGGCCUUCACCUAAUGACCCGCUUGAUCUGUUUUCAUCGUAUGACGAAAUCGACACUUCGUCCACUUUUGUCGCAGCCACUGUAGUAGAUGUGGUGUUUGAAAGUCGUUUUCGCGAUGGGCUUGUCUUCGGCGUUCACAUUUCCACCUUUACAUUUUGCAUUUCUAAGAUGCCCACGCGUGCCGGUUCGAGUUGAGUUCCGAUGCUCCAAGUAUCGAGUUUUCUAAAAUGGUUCCUUCUCGUUCACCAGGAUCGAUGCCGAUUGUUUCGAUUUGAAUUUACUUCUGAAUUAUUCGUAGUAGGAUGCUUUCAGCAUAUUGCCAUACCAGGGCUGCAGCCUUCGAUAUAUGUAGCUGGUGGUACAUCGCAUUCCAUAGGUCAGUCGUUCGCUCCGAAUAAGACGCAGUUAUACGCCACCCAACAUGGGAAAACAGACGAAAAAUAGAUCAAAAUUUGAUAACCUACAUGCAUUUUGAAUCCAUUUACUCAUUGUUUACAAAAUGCAGAUACUCCGCUAAAUAUUUUGGCUUAAAAUAGUGCUUCGCCGAGCAAAAGGUCUGGGAACUCCAACGUCAAUGCCCUUAGUUACGACGAAUGAAAAUUUUGCAAGAAAUUGACUGCAAACAAUGCUGCCAUUGUCAUUGCUGACUCUAAAUUUCAUGGCAAUUUCAGUUAUAAAUUUCAUACCUACUUUAACAGCGUCAAUCGUCGAGUUACAUUUUAACGAGGCUGCAGCAUGGACUGUUGUAAGUAGUUUGUCUUCUCUGAAGUGAGACUACCUAAACCAUACCCAACUUCUUUGCAUCGUACCACACCCAACUUCUCAAAAAAAAACAUGUUGCUAUACUUUUCAUAGACUGCUUGACUGGAUUUUAUUCAGUUUUAUCUCCAAUGAUCCAAUGACGAUUGACGAGCAGGCGAAGUGUUCGUAUUAUACGCCUUAGCUUCAAUCCGCUCCUGGGUCUAAAAUGUCAAAUUUUAAUUUUCCUCUUUAGCUUGAGCUUGACGACCGCACUUCUCAUAGUUGCUCCUUCGUGAUCGAUCUGAGCUACUGAAGUUGCACAAGGAGUCACGUAUAUGGCUACUUGGGACUAGUUUGCCAUCUUCAGUGUACAGUUGAACCUGUUUUUGUGCAAAAUUUAUUUUGUGCGACUUUUUUAUGCGAUUAUUUUUUUUUUGUGCGACUGUUUUUGUGCAAAUUUUUUUUGUGCGGUAUAUGAAAAAAGACCACUUCCGACAACCUUUUUCAGCCAUUUAGUUUUUCCGAUUCUUGGAAUGGAUUCCAACGCAUUACAGAAGUGUUGCGUCCGAAAAUUACUAUUUGAGCCAGUCUUACGUAGGAGAAGUCACGAAUUGCUUGUCUACGAAAGAAAGCAGUUGAAAGGAUUAGUAUGUUUAAAAAAGUUUCGUUUACCAAUCUGAUGUUUUAAAAUUGUUCUCAUAGGUAUUCUAAAUCAGAAUCAACAACUUUCGAGUUAGUUUUGUCUGAAAUUUUUUUUUUAUGCGGUCCCUAUCCACCGCAUAAAAAAAGUUUUUUUUUCAAUAAUGCUGUGGAAAUAUUAUUUUGUAGCUGCACGUGAAGUUUCAAAUGACUUUUAUGCGAUUUUUUUGUGCGGUCCCUAUCCCUCGCACAAAAACAGGUUUGACUGUACAACAAUUCAGUAACUACCGCUCUGUAUAGAUCGAUAACGGCGUCGGCCGUGUCCUUACGAUCGUUAGGGUAAGGAAGGAUGUUGUAAGGAAGGAGAUGUAAUAGUCGUUGUAGUCGGAGACCGAGUUUACAUCUGCAUCUCCACGACAGUGACGGGAAGGAAGGGUUGUGUCACCGUGGUAAGUGACUGAAUCGGACAGUGUUUCGCGCGAAGUAAACUUAUUGCGAAGAGUAUUCUUUGUCAGAUUCCGCGGACCUACACGGGCAGCACGUGCGAAUACACUUAACCACCGGAAGCAUCCAAGUCACGAUAUUUGUUUGUUACUAUUUUCGAGUACCGUCGAGAAAGUAAUUCGGCAGGCGCGAAUUGUGAUAGGGAUACGUGGCCAAACAAUCAGACCGAGCUUAUUUACCGCCGCGAAUGCCGGGGAAAGGAAGGUUUGUGAUUUUAUGUCACCGUAGUAAUUGAUGGAAUCGAAUAAUGUUGCGCGCGGGUUCGCCUAUUACGAAAACGAACGAUGAGUAUCUUUCUUGCCAAACACUGCGAUCCUCUGCUUACAAUGCGCGCGAAAAAGCAUCUACCACUCGUAGCAACCAGCUGUUUCUCUGUUACCAAAACCCGAACACCAAUACUUUUUCGAUUUAGUUGAAUAUAAUGUAAAUAUAACAUAAUAUAAAUAUAAUAAAAAA
Messenger RNA from Wyeomyia smithii (pitcher-plant mosquito), 13856 nucleotides. RefSeq lists its product as uncharacterized. NCBI's taxonomy places the organism in Eukaryota, Metazoa, Arthropoda, Insecta, Diptera, Culicidae. The record is from RefSeq and is a predicted model, not a curated record. The transcript is spliced from 6 exons. Gene Ontology annotation, molecular function: RNA binding. Bases 128 to 1561 code for a protein of 477 amino acids.